CAUAACUUCCCCCCGCACACGCGCAUGUAACCGAGCCAAAGUCGUUAUGUCAUCCUCCCCAAGCUAGCGGUUUUACGGUUCACGCCAACAAACCCUCCCCCCUCCCUUUUCUCCAUCCUCAACCGUUAUUCGAUCUCCUCCCUCCGAUCAAUAUAUAUAACACACAAACCCAUUAUUAUUCCCCCAAAAAUUCACCACCAUCUCCAUUUUAAUUUUCUCCUUCGCCGCCGAUGGCCUCCUCCUUCACCGGCAACGCCGCCACCUCGUCGUCGUCGCUGGACCGGGUCAAGGGGUCGUGGAGCCCGCAGGAGGACGCCACCCUGGUCAAGCUGGUCCAGCAGCACGGCCCAAGGAACUGGUCCAUGAUCAGCACCGGGAUCCCCGGCCGGUCGGGGAAAUCGUGCCGGCUGCGGUGGUGCAACCAGCUGUCGCCGGAGGUGCAGCACCGGCCGUUCACUCCGUCGGAGGACGCCGUCAUCGUCCGGGCCCACGCCGUCCACGGGAACAAGUGGGCCACCAUCGCCCGCCUCCUCCCCGGGCGGACCGACAACGCGAUCAAGAACCACUGGAACUCCACGCUCCGCCGUAAGCGCGUGGCGGGGACCGGGGAGGAGCUCGCCUCGUCGUCCGCGUCCGAGUCGAACUCGGUGAUGAAGCGGCCGUGUCUGCAGGACGCGUUGGCCGAGUCGGAGGGCGAGUCCGGGGUUAAUAAGAAGAUCUGCUUGCGUCACGAUGACGUCAAUAAUAAUAAUGAUAUUAUUUAUAAUAUUGAUAAUAAUAAUAAUAAUGAUGAUAAAAGUAAUGAGAAUGGUAAGAUGGGUGAGGGCGGUGGAGGGGAGAUUAUUACGGGCGGACCGGAAACUUCGCUGACGCUGUCGCCGCCGGGGGAGGGGGUAGUUAAUGCGGCGGGAGAGAAGGAGGAAGAGGCCGCGGCGGCGGUGGGAGGGGACGACGGAGGGAGGCGGCGGGUGAAGAAGGUGGAGGAGGAGGGGAAGUGGUUGAAGACGGCGGAGGUGGGGGAGAGUUGUUUGUUGGGAAUCAUGCAAAGGAUGAUAGCGGAGGAAGUUAGGAGUUAUGUGGACAGAUUAAGAGCGCAUGAUGGUGGGCUUGUUAUUGGGCCUGAAACUAAGCCCGUGGGUCCUAAGGAUGUGUAAGGUCUGAGUUUGUAGAAAGCGGAAACAGCAUGGCACAUUGUUUUAUCGGUUUUUGGUUGGACUUUUAUCUAUUCUUUUUAUUUUUUACCACGAAUUUUUUUUAUAGCUUAUUUUCAUUACGAUUUUCCCACUCGAGUGUGACAUUAGCGGCGAGAUUUAAGUUAAUAUCUUUUAUGGUAAUUACUAAUCACAAAAAUGAACUAUAAAAGAACAGUUGAAUUAAAUACAUAUCAAUCUUAGACGUCAAACUUAUCUAAGAUGGAAGAACAUAUAAUAAAAAUGAUAACAACUUAAAUUUCAAUGUCUCAUUCAAAAUGAAUAUCGGUUUUCUAGAAGUUAUGUAAAGUAAUCAGUACCAACGUUUAAUGCCACAUUCCCUUCCUAUUGGGAUGAACCAUUCCCGCCCGGCCCUUGACAUCCCAUCUUGCUUAUGUAUAGAGUUUUUUCGGCAAGAGAAUAUGGAACGAUAACUUUUGAGCGUAAUAAAUUUGAUGACAGAUU
This is a messenger RNA of Linum trigynum, 1655 nucleotides long. Lineage: Eukaryota; Viridiplantae; Streptophyta; Magnoliopsida; Malpighiales; Linaceae. The record is from the annotation of a GenBank genome assembly.